Molecule: messenger RNA, 1551 nt
Organism: Haliotis rubra (blacklip abalone)
Lineage: Eukaryota; Metazoa; Mollusca; Gastropoda; Lepetellida; Haliotidae
Product: histone-lysine N-methyltransferase 2D-like
Exons: 2
Coding region: 1-1551 (516 amino acids)
Source: RefSeq, a predicted model, not a curated record
AUGGCUCAACGCUGGCAGCAGCAAUUAGUAGAGCGGCAAAUGAGUCGACCGACUGUUUAUUUCAGUAAUGGGGUGAAAGCCUUCAAUGGAGGCCUCCAUCUAGCGGUUCUGGAUGCAGGUGGUGUAACGUCAAACCUUGUUGCCACCCCGACACCCAUCACAGAACCACCAUGUUGUCUGUGCCCCAUACAGAACCACCAUGUUGCCUGUGCCCCUACAGAACCACCAUGUUGCCUGUGCCACUACAGAACCACCAUGUUGCUGUCCCCCUACAGAACCACCAUGUUGCCUGUGCCACUACAGAGCCAGCAUGUUGCCUGUCCCCCUCAGAGCCACCACAUUGCCUGUCCCCCCACAGAACCACCAUGUUGCCUGUGCCCCUACAGAGCCACCAUGUUACCUAUCCCCCUACAGAACCACCAUGUUGCUGUCCCCCUACAGAACCACCAUGUUGCCUGUCCUCCUACAGAACCACCAUGUUGCCUAUCCCCCUACAGAACCACCAUGUUGCUGUCCCCUACAGAACCACCAUGUUGCCUGUCCCCCUACAGAACCACCAUGUUGCUGUCCCCCUACAGAACCACCAUGUUGCCUAUCCCCUACAGAACCACCAUGUUGCCUAUCCCCCUACAGAACCACCAUGUUGCCUAUCCCCCACAGAACCACCAUGUUGCUGUCCCCUACAGAAUAACCAUCACAUGUUGCCUAUCCCCUACAGAACCACCAUGUUGCUGUCCCAAACAGAACCACCAUGUUGCCUGUCCCUCCACAGAACCACCAUGUUGCCUGUCCCCCCACAGAACCACCAUGUUGCCUGUGCCCCUACAGAACCACCAUGUUGCUGUCCCCCUAAAGAACCACCAUGUUUGCUGUCCCCCACAGGACCACCAUGUUGCCUGUCCCCUCCAGAACCACCAUGUUGCCUGUGCCCCCCCGGAGUCAAGAUGUUGUUCACGUGUAAAUUGCAUGAGACCCCCAACCACCAUUUUCCCUGUCCCCUACAGAACCACCAUGUUUGCUGCCCCCACAGAACCACCAUGUUGCCUGUUCCCCCCAGAACCACCAUGUUUCCUGUCCCCCAUAGAACCACCAUGUUGCCUGUGCCCCUACAGAACCACCAUGUUUGCUGUCCCUCACAGAACCACCAUGUUGCCCGUCCCCCCAUGGAGUCAAGAUGAGGUUCACGUGUAUAUUGCCUGUGCCCCACAGAACCACCAUGGUGCCUGUGCCCCUACAGAACCACCAUGUUUGCUGUCCCCCACAGAACCACCAUGUUGUCUGUCCCCCCACGGAGUCAAGAUGUUGUUCACGUGUAUAUUGCCUGUGCCCCACAGAACCACCAUGUUGUCUGUCCCCCCACGGAGUCAAGAUGUUGUUCACGUGUAUAUUGCCUGUGCCCCACAGAACCACGAUGUUGUCUGUCCCCCCACGGAGUCAAGAUGUUGUUCACGUGUAUAUUGCCUGUGCCCCACAGAACCACGAUGUUGUCUGUCCCCCCACGGAGUCAAGAUGUUGUUCACGUGUAUAUUGCCUGUCCCCCAGCGGCAAUAG